GCGCUGGCGGGCCUCGACCAAAUCUUUGUCGACACAAAGUUUGAGUUUGGGUACGCGACCAAUGCUAAGGGGGAGAGGCAGCUCAUCUACAUGGACGAGGUCGGCACGCCCGACUCGAGCCGCAUCUGGGAGGGGGGGCCGUACCGCACCGACGGCCGUGUGGUCGAGAAGUCGAAGGAGGAGUUCCGCAAGCUGCUGCAGGGCCACUUCCCUGACCCGGACAUCCUGCUCAACAAGAACCGGAUGGAGGAGAGGCAGGCGCUCGACACGACGCUGCCGUGCGCAUUCCUCGAGGCGGUCUCGAAGACGUACGUUGGCCUGGCGGAGAAGAUCACGGGCAAGCCGCUGCCCGUGUCGGAGGACCCGCGCAGCGAGAUCAUCGCCGUGCUGCGCGACCAGUUUGGCCUCAUCCGGGACUGA
This is a messenger RNA of Emiliania huxleyi CCMP1516, 420 nucleotides long. RefSeq lists its product as hypothetical. The transcript is spliced from 2 exons. Gene Ontology annotation, molecular function: phosphoribosylaminoimidazolesuccinocarboxamide synthase activity. Gene Ontology annotation, biological process: 'de novo' IMP biosynthetic process. Lineage: Eukaryota; Haptophyta; Isochrysidales; Noelaerhabdaceae. Gene Ontology annotation, cellular component: cytoplasm. The annotation marks the transcript as partial. The record is from RefSeq and is a predicted model, not a curated record.